GCGCUCGAGCAGUCUACGCGUUGUUGAUACUGAUUUAAUCCACAUUGGGAGCGGACAGUUAGAAGACGUGCGACCAGAGACACAAUUUGAGGAAUACUCGGAUUAAUGUAAUUUAUUUUUCGUCUGUCUAUGAGCACGACCAAGUAAAUUAUAUUUGGCGGAUUUAAACAAGCACGUUUUACCUGGGAGAACUCGAGAACGACCUUCAUUCAGGUUGAGGUGAAGAGUUGUCACCACACUUGUUGAUUGUUAAAUAUUUUUUUGUAUUAUUUAGCCUAUAGUUGAAUUUAACAGAAAUCGAAUGUAUAAGCCAAAUAUGUAGACACUUAUCUGUAGCCUAUACUUAUUUUUGUCACUUGGAUUUUUUUGCCCGUUCUUAUUUCUCGAAAUAAUCCACAUUCCCUGCAACCUACGAUGUUCCCUUGUCCUGUUUAUGUUUUUGAAUAGCCUUCAUUCGGAUUUGCACUAUCCACUAGUUGGGACACAAGACCCACCUGUUGCAUUUCGAGGCAAAACUCAUAAAACAGAAAUGUCACAGCUAGAGGUCGACGUGGCCGGACUGGGUUUCUCCAAAUUACCUGCUGGGUUCGACGCCAACUCCUGCUUCCCUGGCCGAAUACCACCAAGGCGAAGGAGACACUCGGCAAACUCCAGGAGAAACUCGUACAGGUUGAGCAAAAUAAAUACCUUGGAUUUGGAGCCUGAAGUUUACGAUGAUUCCCCUCUCUCCAAAACUCACUCCUGGUCUGCUGAUGACAUUUUAGCCGAAACAGCGGCAGAGGAGAAAAAGGUGGACUCCUCAGCACCAGCCUCACCUGUCUCAAGCCCGGGAACGAGCACGUGCUCACCCCCUGGUACCCAAGCGUCAGACCCCAAACCACUUGAUACCUGGGACGCGCCACAGCCCAGCUCGCAAGCACAGGGCACAAGUUCAGAUUCCGAGGAAGAAAUCACUGACAAAAAGGUCAUUUUAUCUCGAGCUCCAUUUGAAAGAAAACGGGAGCAAGAGGAAAAGGAUGAAAUUGAAACCAAAGCCGUGGCGACGUCACCUGAUGGAAGGUUCCUCAAAUUCAACAUUGAAAUUGGGAGAGGGUCGUUCAAGACGGUGUACAAAGGCCUGGAUACGGAGACAACAGUAGAAGUGGCAUGGUGUGAGCUACAGACGCGGAGGCUGACGAAGGUGGAGCGCCAGCGUUUCAGUGAGGAGGUGGAGAUGCUGAAGGGGCUGCAGCACCCCAAUAUUGUCCGCUUCUACGACUCCUGGAAGGACAACUGCAAGGGCCACAAGUGCAUCCUUCUGGUCACCGAGCUCAUGACAUCAGGCACCCUCAAGACGUACCUGAAGAGGUUCAAGGAGAUGAAGCUGAAGCUGCUGCAGCGCUGGAGCCACCAGAUCCUGAAGGGCCUCCACUUCCUCCACACCCGCACCCCGCCCAUCAUCCACAGGGACCUCAAGUGUGACAACAUCUUCAUCACUGGCCCCACAGGCUCCGUCAAGAUCGGCGAUUUGGGCCUGGCCACACUAAAGAGUGCCUCGUUCGCCAAGAGUGUCAUUGGGACUCCUGAGUUCAUGGCUCCAGAGAUGUACGAGGAGAAGUAUGAUGAGGCGGUGGACGUCUAUGCCUUUGGGAUGUGCAUGCUUGAGAUGACCACUUCUGAGUACCCCUACUCCGAGUGCCAGAACGCUGCCCAGAUCUACCGUAAAGUCACCAGCGGAAUUAAGCCGGACAGCUUCUUCAAAGUAAAAGUCCCUGAGUUGAAAGGGAUCAUAGAGGGAUGCAUCCGCAUAAAUACAGACCAGAGGUACACCAUCCAAGACCUGCUGGAACACACCUUCUUCAAGGAGAACAAUGGCGUCCAUGUUGAGCUGGCGGAGGAGGACGACACAGUGAAGUCUGGCCUGAAGCUGUGGCUGCGUAUGGACGACACCAAGAAGCUGCAUGGGAAGUACAAGGACAACAACGCCAUCGAGUUCCUGUUUGAACUCUACAAGGACGUACCCGAGGAGGUGGCCCAGGAGAUGGUGGUGCUGGGCUUCGUCUGUGAGGCAGAUUACAAGCUGGUGGCCAAAGCCAUCCGGGACCGCGCCACCGCCAUCAAGCGGCAGCGGGAGAAGCAGCGCCGGAUGGCCGAGGAGGCCUUGCGCCAACAACAGGAAACUGUCAUUGAGGAAGAACCAGAGUUGGCCCCUGAGCCAGAACCGCCCACCCCCAAACCUCAAAUAGCCCUUCCCAUUAAACAGCCCGCCCCUGUCUCGGCACCCCCUGCCCAGAGUCUGCCCACUCCGAUGGUGUCGAGGCCGGUGAUAUCCGUGGCUAACGGCUCGGUGGAUUCGGGGAUAAAUGCCAGCUUCACAGCAGAGACGGAGGAGCAGGAGGCAGACCAGCGGCUGCACUACAACAUCAGACAUGCCAGCUAUACCUCUGCCACGUCCGACUGCGAAAUGGAUGGCUACCUGAGCUCCUCUGGCUUCCAGGAUCCCGGGGAUCCCCAUCUCCAGCCUCCUGUUAAUUUCGCCCCUUCCUCCAUCACUCCUGUUCCGUUGCCCCUGGAGAUCCCUCGCAUCGAGGCCCUGGCCAUCAAGGCUCCUCCCCCUGACGCUCCACCAAUCCCAGCUCUCCGCUUCCCCUCGAGUAUCGCUGUAUCCAACACUACCAUGCCCCAGUCAGGAAAUGCCAGUGGUUUCUCUUCUCCUGUCGACAGAGCGAGAGUGGAGCAAGAGGCAUCAGAGCACUUCCUUCCCUUCAGCUAUGCCUCUGAUGUGACAUCAGGCUUGAGUGAUGGCAAUGAGGGCCUAUCAGAAAAGAGUGCCAACAAACGUACCGGUACCAAGCUCUUCAGGAGGAGAGCCCGCUCACGCUUACGAAUCACUGGGUUGUCUGACAAAGUGGACCGUGUGGUGGAGUGUCAGCUCCAGACUCAUAACAGUAAGAUGGUGACCUUUAAGUUUGACCUGGACGGAGACAACCCGGAGGACAUUGCUGCUGUCAUGGUCCACAAUGAGUUCAUCCUUCCCUCUGAGCAGGAGGGCUUCAUCUACCGCAUGCGUGACAUCAUCAAGCGUGCAGAGGCCCUGAUGAAGAGGGGUGAGCCCCUGAGUCUGGGGGACGCUGCCCACCAGCUCUACCCCUACCUCAGCGAAGUGGGCACCCUGUCCGCCUCGCAGCCAAACUUACAUGCGCAUGGACUCGAACGGACACAUUCCUCUUCAUCAUUGCCCGACUUUGCUGAGGGCAGCGUUGCUCAGCUCCGAGGCUCGUCUCCUGUGGCGCCUGUUGGAGACUUCUACAUCGACCCAAAGGCGGUCCCUUCUGUUCGCCCCCUCCGCUCUCAGUCCUUCCAGACCACGUCAAGUUCUUCCCAGACCUUCCACCCGCCUGCUUCCCAUUACCCCCAGUAUUCCCACCCCGAGGCCGUGCCCCCUGUGAUGCCCCUCAAUCAGCUGCUUCCCCUGCCCCAGCAGUACCCCAAGCCCCCCUAUGUCCCCAACACCCACUUCCCCUUCCCUUACCCUUUCACCCAGACCUCCUCAAAGCCCGCCAGCGCCCCCCUCACCCCCGAGACCCUCCACCGGGUCCUAAGCAACUCCAACCUCUCCUCCUCUUCCCCAUCCCCUUCCUCCUCCCCUGCCAAGCCGCCCACCCCAGGGCAGCAGCAGGGGGGUGAAACAUUACCUCUGAAGGGUGAGGUAGUGGGCAGUACCCCCCAGCCCACCCCUCCAGCCCAACAGCAGCAGAACCCAGGCAUGUGGCCCCCCAACAGCCACAACCAGCCCCUCUUUUCCCUGGCCAACGUGUUGUCCCUGGCCAUGAGCGUGGCCCAGUCCUUCAUGCCCCCCACCUCCAUGCCCAGCGGUCUGAACCCAGCCCAGUCUGGCUCCUACCACCCCUCCAUGUUUGGCCCUCCCCAGCUGAUGCCAGGGGAGGGCCCCUACCCACCCCAGGGCCAGAUAACAGCAGGCCAGUAUCUGGACAUGUGCCAGCAGUAUGCAGACACCCAGGCUCUGCACCAACAGGGCCUGUUGAAAGCCAACGUAGCCCCAGGGUUACCCCAGCCUGGCGGGCUAGUGGAUGGGACUGCUUUCAGGCAAGCUGGCUCCAGCCUCUCUCCUCCAGGAUCCAGGGUGAGUCCCCAGAUGUAUUGCCAGCUGGGGCCCAGGGUGGGGUUCCAGGAGCAGACUGACAGCUCAGCCUCCACCUCUAUCACCAGCUCCCCCUCCUCCUCAGCUCCAGCCAGCCCACAGAGCACCGUGUCUUCACCCAAGCUAAGAACCUCUUCACCCCUGGUGGUGUCAGAGUCGGGAGCAAACGCUGCCAAAAACAGACUGUCACCUAUCUCUGAGGAGAAAAAGCCUACAGUUACCGUCGGCCGUUUCCAAGUCACACCCAGCAGAGAGAUCCCUGCAGCCUCCGCUAGCCCCGCCCAGGAUCCUCCCCAAACCCACCCACAACACCAAACCCCGCCCACAGUCACCGUUAGCACCAGCCCUUCCUCCCGGGACAGUGAAUCUGAUACCAGCACCGAGGAGCAGGGUGGCGAAUCAGAAAGCAGCGUUAGCACCUUAACCGUGUCCCCUCCCCAGCGAUCCCCCGGCGGGCCCCUGUGUAACUUAGACAUCGCCCAGUCCUUGCCUGGAGGCCCUAAGCAGACAGAGCAGGAGGACCAGCAGGAGAGUGAGGAGGAGCCAGACAAGGAGCCAGACAAGGAGCCAGACAAGGAGCCAGACAAGGAGAAGAAGGAGGGAGAGGAGGAUGAGGAGGAGGAGCUGAGGAGAAGGGGGGGUCGGAGGCUGAGCCUGAGCCUGUGGGAGGGUACAGCGGGGAGCCCCCAGUUCAGUGGAAGCAACCUGAACCAGCCCUGGAUGAGCUACACGCGCAGCGCCUCGUAUGUCAGCAGUGACGAGACAGAGAGCGAGAACGAGGAUAUGUGCGAGGAGCUACAGGAACUCAGGGACAGGCACCUGUCAGAGGUGCAGGCCCUCCAGCUCACUCAGAAGAGGGAGAUUGAGGCGCUGUAUGAGCGGAUGGGAAAGGUGCCUCCCCCUGGCAUCGUGUCCCCUGCUGCCAUGCUCAACAACCGCCAGAGGCGCCUCUCCAAGAGCGGCAACUACCCCGGCUUGCGUAGGAACAGCCUGCAGAGACUGGAUAUACUGCCCCCUGCAGGGAUCAUGCGUAAAAACUCAGUCAGUGGCAGCAGCAGUGGCUCUCAGGAGAGGUCCAGUAAAGGGGUGACCUUUGCCCCCGACUACAACCGGAUGUGAGACGUGUCUCCCUGUGUGAUCCGGAGAACUGGGGGUUGGGGCUGGUAAUACUGUGGCCAGCCGCCUCCCCUCCCAACCAGGAAGAGGGAGCCCAAUGAUGACCAAUACGUUGCCCAGCCCAGUGCUGAACAGAUAGCUCCCAGCCUGAGCCUUGGGAUGGGGAAACCGAAUGAACAGAAGACAUGGGCCUUUUCUGAAUUGGAUUUGCCCAACUCCUGCGUCCUCUUUCCUCUGUCCUCUCUCGUCUCCUUUUGAAAAAGGUCAUUGAGGAGAGGUAGCAAGGAGAGUGAACGAGGACGAAAAUGGGCUUGUAAGAAAUUAAACUUUUUCUCCACUCAGGCAAAUGACGUUUACAGGGGUGGAUCCCAAAAUAAAUGUGUAGAGUGAUAAAAACAAAUGAAGUUAGUUGUUCAAUACAUUUUAUAGAUACAACUAUAAGUAGCAUAUUGUUUGUAAACAUGUGCAUGCUUUUCUCCAUCAACAAAACAAAAGCUGAUUCAAAGGGGGUGUGGCAGAUUUAUAAGUUCUUCCGUGAAGGACUCAGGUAGGAGACGCAUGACUAUCAUCUAUGAAAGAUGGCUAACAAGGAGGAAGAACACUUUUCUGUUCGCCUUGACCACUUAUGAGUUUCUGAGUCACGGAGGUGAGAGGACGAAGGAGAGGUUGGAGGACGGACCUUUUCCCAAAUGAGAAAAGGCCAUGGUCAUCCACAUCACUAAACACUCCUCCUAACGACGAUGGAUAAGGAUCCCAUUGUCAGAGCACCAAAGCAUCCUAUCUGCCAUCUGGUCCAUGUGCAAUACCAUGAGUUAGUAUUGUGACACCAAUCCAAGGAUGUCACCCUCCCCAUCUUAAGGAUGCUAAGCUUAUAUAGCUGUGUGUAGCAUCAGGUCAAGUGGAAAGUGAGCAUAGGAAGGCUAAUUGUGUGUGUUUCUGCGUGUGCUCUUAUGCGGUUGCUGCCUGUGCUAGCCCUGGAAAACACACGUCCCAGAAGCCCUGCUCUCUCCUGCACCUCGUCAUCCAACUGCUGCAAGCAGGAACUCCUCUUAAUACAAUAUGACCCUAUUCAAUCCGAAGUGCUGAAGAUCUGGUUAAUGUUGAAAUUGACAACUAAAGGCAAUGUUCCUGCGGUCGUGGAGACUGCAUUCAUGGUAAACGCUGCAUGUCUGCUCAAUCGGAAAAAACCUUAACAUUUUUAUGUGGGUCAUCUGCGAUACUUCGGCGAUAUGGAUCAAAUCCAGCCCUAGCUAGACAGUGUUUUACUGUUCAGAUGUUAUGAAUCAAGAGAUAAGAUAGCUUUAGCAGGAUGAGAUGUAAUCAUUGCCUUCAAAACAGUGCCUUUGUAGGGUUUGUAAUAUUGUUUCAAGUUGGUAUUUGAAGGAUUUGCAAUAUUGCGUAAGGAAUGGGAUGAACAAAUAUGCAUCUAAUGUAUUGACCGGCAAGUCAGGUCAGCAGUUUUCCAUUUUGCAGCUCCGCUUACUUGGCGUGCCGGGUGAACUAAAUCAAGUACACCUAAAUAAGAGUCAAUCCAAGCUGCCUGCAAGUAUCAGCAAAACAUCAGAGCUGUAUUUGGUGUAAACAAAUGUUAAUGAAGCAACACAAAUCACACAUGGUGCAUGAAAAACUAAAUGUCACUUUACUGAACGUACACUGAACAAAAAUAUAAACGCAACAUGUAAAGUGUUGGUUUCAUGAGCUGAAGUAAAAGAUCCCAGAAAUGCUCCAUAUGCACAAAAAGCUUGUUUCUCUAAAAUUACAUUUGUUUACAU
Molecule: messenger RNA, 7029 nt
Organism: Oncorhynchus tshawytscha (Chinook salmon)
Lineage: Eukaryota; Metazoa; Chordata; Actinopteri; Salmoniformes; Salmonidae
Gene: wnk4b
Product: WNK lysine deficient protein kinase 4b
Exons: 21
Coding region: 434-5260 (1608 amino acids)
Biological process (GO): negative regulation of sodium ion transport; intracellular signal transduction; protein phosphorylation
Cellular component (GO): cytoplasm; cytosol
Molecular function (GO): protein serine/threonine kinase activity; chloride channel inhibitor activity; potassium channel inhibitor activity
Source: RefSeq, a predicted model, not a curated record